AUACGUCAAAGUCACGGGACAGUGGCUAAUGUGUCAGCAACAAGUUGAAACCGCGCAUUGAAUACUUGGUCUUGUGGUGAAACCAAACGUGAUUUUUUUGAAGAACACUCUUCAGAGGAAUUCCAAGACAUCAUGGGCGCCUGCAGUGUUACAGCCAAAAGCGUUCUAAUUAUUUUGAGUUUAAUUUUUUGGGCAGCAGCAGCAGGAUUAUUUUACCUUGGGUCUUACAUCUUUGUCACAUACAAACACUAUGAUGACUUGGCAGACCAGAAAUACACGCUGGUUCCUGCAGUGAUCACCCUUGCAGCAGGUGUGUUCAUGUUCUUGGUGGGUCUGCUGGGAUGUAUUGCUGCCUGCAAAGAACACAAAUGUCUACUGGCAACAUUCUUCAGUUUGAUUCUGGUAAUUCUAGUUGCGGAAGUAGUUUCUGGCACACUGGCAUAUGUAUACAGAGCAGAUGUGAGUGAUGCCCUGAAAGAUGGCUUUGAUGCAGUAAUGAAGAACUACACCAAUGACGCCACUUAUAGAGAUGAGAUGGAUUACGUUCAGGAUCAGUUGAUGUGCUGUGGUCGCCACAACUACACAGAUUGGGAGAGAUUUGAGUUUUACCGUCAGAAUCACAGUGUACCAGAAAGCUGCUGCAAGGACAAAAAUAACUGCACCACAAAAAUAUCUGGUUAUGUGGACAAUCCAUACAUUUAUGAAGAGGGUUGCUAUGACAAACUGGAAGACUUGCUGCGAGACUCUUUGGCUGUACUUGCUGUUGUUGCUAUUAUAUUUGCAGUUAUAUUGGUUAUUGGAUUGAUUUGCUCGUGUGUCCUGUUCUGUCGCUCUGGUGAGGUACCUUACCUAACCCUGCAAGGAUCUGGACAAGGUUACAGAGUAUAGUAUCAAAACUCAAGUCCUAGAAGGAGAUACAUUGCGAGCCAAAGCAACGAAGAAAUAUUGUGUUCUACUUACUAUUUUGAUACAGUUGAAAUUAUCAUCCACAUGAUGUACAUUGAUAGAUUUUAUUUAAAAGACCUGCCGAACAAGUCAUAAUAUAUUACCCUGGUCUUGGUGUGUUCAAUUCAGUUAUUAUUAUUGAGUCAUGAAACUAUACUGCAACAAUAAUCUAGCAAUACUAUUGCAGUUUUUUUAUUCCAAUUGUGAAAGUAUUUUGUCAUCAAAUCAUAUGUGCAGCUUUUUUUUUAUCUUACAGUGUAAAUAAGAUACUCAAGAAUUUAGCAUUACAUC
This is a messenger RNA of Lingula anatina, 1236 nucleotides long. RefSeq names its product tetraspanin-3. The record is from RefSeq and is a predicted model, not a curated record. Gene Ontology annotation, cellular component: plasma membrane. NCBI's taxonomy places the organism in Eukaryota, Metazoa, Brachiopoda, Lingulata, Lingulida, Lingulidae.